Melampsora larici-populina 98AG31 is the source of this 573-nucleotide messenger RNA. RefSeq lists its product as uncharacterized. Gene Ontology annotation, molecular function: protein-N-terminal amino-acid acetyltransferase activity. NCBI's taxonomy places the organism in Eukaryota, Fungi, Basidiomycota, Pucciniomycetes, Pucciniales, Melampsoraceae. Bases 1 to 573 code for a protein of 190 amino acids. Gene Ontology annotation, biological process: N-terminal peptidyl-methionine acetylation. Gene Ontology annotation, cellular component: NatB complex. The record is from RefSeq and is a predicted model, not a curated record. The transcript has 6 exons.
AUGAGUCUCUUAAGACCAUUCACUGCAUCAGAUCUAUUCAACUUCAACAAUGUCAAUUUAGACCCAUGGACAGAAACUUAUUCAGUUUCAUAUUAUCUUCAAUACUUAACUUAUUGGCCUUCUUUAAUAUGUCUAACUGAAUCUCCAAACCAUUCAAUAAUGGGUUACGUUAAGCAUUUACCUCCCCCUUCCCGCGCACAAACCCCUCCAAAGAACAAAAAAAAGCUGAUAAGAUUUCAUUUUUUUAGUGGACAUAUAAGCGCUAUUACCGUUUCACCAUCUUAUCGUCAAUUAUCAUUAGCUAAACAAAUGAUGAACUUGAUUGAAAAAGUUUCAAAUCUAUCUAACAGUUUCUUUGUAGAUCUUUUUGUAAGAGUUUCUAAUUCGAUUGCUAUUAAGUUUUAUGAAGCUUUGGGCUAUAGUGUUUAUAGAAGGAUUUUAGGGUAUUAUGAUGGGUUUGGUCAGAUUGAUCAGGAAGAUGCUUUUGAUAUGAGGAAAAGUUUGGAUGCUGAUCCCAAGGGGUUAUGUGUUAGAUCAAAUGGUAGAGAAGUCUUAGUAACCGAUUUAUUUUAA